AUGAGCUCGUCGUGGCUGUUCCGACACUGUGCUCGUCCGUUCACAGCGGCGCGAGUACGUACGUGCAGUGCGCCGAAUCGGCUUAUCCACGUACCUUCUACGUCUCGUCUUUGCUCACGUUGUUCUCGAGUGCCUCUCCGCGCGUCUCUGCCAUUGUCACGGGAGCUAUGCUCUCCAUUUGGUUGCCAAAAAAGUGCUUUUUUGGUGUGGUCAAGUCCGUUAAAUCGCUUUUACUCGUCUGGACGUAAAAACACGUGGCAAAACGACAAGCACGACUGGACAGCGACGUUAAAAACCGGCGGACUCGUUCUAUUGGGCACAGGCGCACUUCUCGCUUCAACUUCUUUGGCUUUUGGUUUAAUCAUUGCAGGAGCAGCCGGGAUCGGCGCGUACACUUUGUACCACAAAGUCUUGCGUCUGUACCGCUCGCACACUCGCUCAUCCAGCACUAGGGACUCGUUCAGCUCCGUGAGCUCUAAUAUUGAUGCACUGAACGAUAUGUUUCGUCGCAGUCAAGGACGUGGCAAAAAGGGAGCAGCGCCGGAUGAUCAGUUGAGCUCCAUGGUUCAGGGACUGCCAUUGGUGGUGCGAGGAUUUGUCAAGAUGGUGUUUUCGCUUGUGGGAAAUGCCAUGCAGAGCUCUUUGGAGCGCGCCAGCGAGCUGCAACGACGUGCCAAUGAACAUUUGCAGGCGAAUCAGCGUGUGCGUGAUCAAAUGGGCGACGAUGUGAGUGUGGGUGAACCGGAGCAGUGGAUGGAAUCGACUGUGAAUGGUGUUGGGCAUAUUGAAGCAGUGUUUCCAGUCAACGCGGCGUACAGCUCGGCACGGGUGACGAUGAAGGCUUCGAUUGGUUCAGGAGGUGAUCUGACGUUUACAGGGCUCAAGUACCACAAUCGCCAAACUGGUGACACGAUUGAUUUACUGCGUGACUCAUCUGCUGGCGGUCGGCGGAAGACCGUCAUUGACGCCGAGUACGUUGACCUGAAGGAUAACAAGGACAGCAGCUUUCGCCGAUAA
Peronospora matthiolae is the source of this 1017-nucleotide messenger RNA. Lineage: Eukaryota; Oomycota; Peronosporomycetes; Peronosporales; Peronosporaceae. The record is from the annotation of a GenBank genome assembly.